Molecule: messenger RNA, 4429 nt
Organism: Carassius gibelio (silver crucian carp)
Lineage: Eukaryota; Metazoa; Chordata; Actinopteri; Cypriniformes; Cyprinidae
Gene: znf271
Product: zinc finger protein 271
Exons: 13
Coding region: 237-3503 (1088 amino acids)
Biological process (GO): regulation of transcription by RNA polymerase II
Cellular component (GO): nucleus
Molecular function (GO): RNA polymerase II cis-regulatory region sequence-specific DNA binding; DNA-binding transcription repressor activity, RNA polymerase II-specific; DNA-binding transcription activator activity, RNA polymerase II-specific
Source: RefSeq, a predicted model, not a curated record
CUGGGCUCCUCUCUCUCGCUCUACACCUCUGCCAUCGCCUCACACGGACUGCACCACUGCAUCAGCUGGAGGGGGGCGCGAGGGCGCUUCAGCGCGGAUACAGCUAUUACAGACUUAGAUCUACACGAGACGUUUAAUACAGGUCCAACUCGCCUCCAGUCAUUUCCGGGUUGUCAGUCGGUGUGGACGUGCCUGAUAAUCGUGUGAUGAGACGCAGGAAAGAUCUUCAGUAAGUCAUGGAUCUGAGCUUGAGGUCAGCCGGUGGUCACAGCUCUGAAGCCCAGGGGUCUGAUUCAGGAGAGGAUCUGCACACUUCAGCUGCUCCUGGUGAUCUGGACGAGCAUGGGAAGAGUCUCUCAGCCCGAGCCAAGCCUUUCCGGUGCUCUCAGUGUGGGAAAGGGUUCUCCCGCAUCCAGCAUCUGUCCGAGCACGUGCGGAUUCACACGGGAGAGAGGCCUUUUGAGUGCGUGGUGUGUGGGAAGACCUUCACCCGCGAGAGAGACCUCAAGACUCAUCAGAUCGUCCACUCGGAUGCCAAGGCCUUUCACUGCGCCAUAUGUGUGAAAAACUUUGCCCUGUUGUCCUCCUUGAGGAGACAUCUGCGUGCAUUUCAUCAAGGUCAGGAUGUUAGUACAGAGGGUAAGUGUUUAAUUUGUGUUGAAUGUGGGAAGAAUUUCGCGUGCCAGCUGGAGGACCAUGAGCUGACACACACCGGAGAGAUUUCCCACCGCUGUCCCGACUGCGUCAGCAGCGUCACACAUCCGUCCAGCCUCGUGUCUCCCGAUCAGACCUUCUCCGACUCCGAGGACAUGGACCUUCUGGAUGCUCGUGACGGCGAGAGGUCUUGCAGUUUUGUGUCCUCUGAAGAUCUACACAAGCACUUACAAACCGCCGCACUUGAGGACGGCAGUGAACCUCUCUCUCUGGACCUAGCAGACGAUAUUGAAACUGAAGCUCCUAAUGAAAACAUUUCCCUAAGUCAUCACGAAGAGGCCGAGAGAGCUCCGUCUCCUUCAUCUGAGCUCUCUCACAACUCUGCUGAAAAGGGCACUGAAACGCUGAAUCCUCUUCUAGAGCUGAACAAGCCGCACCAGUGCAGUCACUGUGGGAAGAGGUUUCACAAGCAGGCGAAGCUCCGGAUCCAUCUGCGCGUUCACACCGGAGAGAAGCCCUUCCAGUGCUCCCAGUGCGGCAAGCACUUCAGCCAAGCGGUGAACCUCAGAAAACACCACCGUACUCACCACACCGAGGAGAGACCGUACCCCUGCACGCUCUGCGACCGCAGCUUCUCUCUCUCCUUCUCGCUGAUAAAGCACCAACGAGUCGCUCAUCCAGAACAUUUGAGUGUUGCUGAAAGGGAUCGCUUCACCUGUCCGUACUGUGGAAAAAUAUUCGGACGACAUCAAGACAUGGAGCAGCAUAAACGCAUUCACACCGGAGAGAGACCGUUCCGCUGCAGCGUGUGCAACAAAAGCUUCAGGCAGCGCUCCGUGUUGAUCGUGCAUCGGAAAAUUCACACCGGAGAAAAGCCUUUCGAAUGCUUCAUAUGCUUCCGGCGGUUUUACGGUUCAGGAGAUCUGAAGACGCACAUGGGAACUCACACUGGCGUAAGACCCCACAAUUGUCCUUUGUGCUCCAAAAGCUUCCCUCGGCCCAGCAGCCUGCAAGCACACAUGCAGUCCCAUCUGAACAAGCGUCAGGAAGGAGAUGCUGUGCGCGCCGGAGCUGAGGACGAGGACCAGGAGGAGCCGGAGGACGAGGAAGGAGCCUGCAGUGUUUCUGCUUCAUCACAGCUUUCUGAAGCCCAAAUGAGCACGGGGGAGCGUCUAUCAGAUGCUGAGACCAGAUUCGGUUCAUCAGUGAAUCUUGACCUUGAUGCUGGUCAGGGCUCCAGUUCAGAGUGGACCGAUCAUCAGAAGCCGUAUCGUUGUGUCAUAUGCAACAAAACCUUCUCUUUCGCAAUUUCCCUGAAAAGACAUCAACUUAUAUUUCACCCAGAUCAGCAUGUCGACAAAGAGGGGAAGUGUUUCCCCUGCUCUUAUUGCGGGAGGAAGUUCGGUCGACGCCAAGGCUUGUUACAGCACGAGCGAAUUCACACAGGUGAAAGGCCCUUCAACUGUCCCACCUGUAACAAAAGCUUUCGGCAGCGAUCGGCUCUAGUUGUACAUAUUAAAACGCACACAGGGGAGAGGUCGUUCCUGUGCUUUGUGUGCAGUAAAAGCUUUUACACCCCAGGAGACUUGAAGAAACAUCUGGAAAUUCACACAGGAGUGAGGCCACACAACUGCCCUGUAUGCUUCAAGGGGUUUGGGCGUCCCAGUUUCCUCAGAGCUCAUAUGCGCAUACACGAGAAAGUUUCCACAAAGAAGCAAAGUGAAACAGAGAAACCUACAGCUGGACCGAAAGUCGACUCGCAGGAGAAGCCAUUUGAAUGCGCUCACUGUGGGAAGAGAUUCGGUCAGCAUUGUAUGUUAAAAAUUCACCAGCGGAUUCACACAGGAGAGAGACCUUACAAGUGCUCUCAGUGUGGCCUGAGUUUUCGCUGGAAGAGAAACCUGAUCGCCCACCAGAGCAGCCACCUGGGGGAGAACCCUCUCCAGUGUUCAAUAUGUGACGAAACAUUCGUGUCCGAAGCAAGUCUGAAAAAACAUCAAGAUGAGUUUCAUUCAGGGGUCUCGCACACAUGCAGUUUGUGUUUGAAGACAUUCACUCAAGCAGCUGGCCUCAGGAAACACGUGCGGUAUGUUCACGAAGGAGAGCGACCGCACAAAUGCUCCGAGUGCGGGAGAGGAUUCGUCAAACUCUCCGAUCUGGCGCGUCACCAGCGCCGCCAUCAUUACGACCGGGGCGGCGAACUCUUUCAGUGCUCGCAGUGUGAGCGAAGCUUCAGUCAUCCCAGCAGUCUGGUUCUGCACCGACGGACACACAAUGAAGAAAAGCACGAGUGCCCUCAGUGCGAUAAGAUUUUCAGUCAGGCGGGACACCUGAAGGUUCACCUGCGCACUCACACCAAAGAGAAUAAACCCAAAUUCGAGUGCCCUGAAUGUGGGAAGAGUUUUGGCCAAGCUAAAGAUCUGGUGGUUCAUCAGAGGGUUCACACCGGAGAAAAGCCGUACCAGUGCCCUCAGUGCAAGAAGAGCUAUCGGCAGUUUGCGCAUUUGUCCGUUCAUCUGCGGAGUCACACGGGGGAGAAGCCCUAUCAGUGCCCCAUAUGUCUCAAAUUCUUCGCUCAUUCAUCAUCCAUGAAAAAACACCUGCGUGUAAUGCAUGCAGAGGGGAAAGAUUUACCCGUAUCGAAGGAAGUUGUGAAGGUCACUGUUGGCGUCGGCCCAUCUAACGCACCUGUCGAAGUUAAGCAAGAACCAGAGUCUGCAGAUGAAUACGAAUGUCAAGUGAAAUCUGAAGAAAACUGCUUUGCUUUAAUGGAUGACGUGAAGGCGGUUACAGUCACUUCAGCUCCUUCCAGUCCAAUAUCAUCUGUUACUCUUAAAGAUGAAAAAUGAAUGUGGAUGGAAACGAGGGUUUGUCACCAACAGUCUGCUAAACAUCAGAGCGUAUUGAAGAAACUGCAGCAUCAGCUAGUUCACUGAAGCUAAAAAAACAUUUUUAAGUAGAAUUGAAUUCUCUACACUUACUCCAGAAGCUGGUCUUCAUCCAUGAAGACCCCAGCCUCCUUAAUCAGAAAGGACAAUGGAAACCUGAUCAGCAAAAAUCCACACCAUUGCAUGGAGCAGUGAACCAGAAAACACCUUUCCUUUGUGUGUUUGUUUUUUAAGGAAAACUGUACCUAUCGGUGCCCCAAUCAGAACUAUCCAUUGUGAAGGACUUUAUCUAUUCCAUAAUGGUCAAACAUGAACUUUGUUGCUGUCAUGCUAGCUAAAUGUUGCAGAAUGAACAACAGAAAGGACAUUGAUAUAGUAGAGGAUCCUUAUAUUGUGCUCCUGGAGGUCCACUGUCCUGCACACUUCAGUUCCAACCCGGAUCAAACUCACCUGCCUGUAAUUUUCAAGUACGUUUGCAUUGGAGUUUAACACUCUUGGAGGACAAUUGAAUAACCCUGAUAUAGUAGGAAAACUUCACGCUCCUUUAUAAUUGUUACAAACAGGCCCACACUGAAGUUGUGUGCUUACACGAUCCCUGCACUUUGCAUUUCCAUCAGUUAAGUGUUUAAGCUCCCUGCUGCAUUUUACGCUUUUGAAUCCAUUCCACAGUUUUUCUCCUUAAAGUGUGUAAAAUGUAGCCAUGCAAAUAUAAAUCCACCAAAUCAUUUCACUAAAAUCAUGUUGUUACUUCAACCACCAAAGUUUUUGUAAUCAUUUUUGUUCUUGUAUACAUGACAUUUCAUAAUGGAUGUUAAUUGAACGGCUUAAAUGUUUAGUCUGAAAAGGCUAUUAUUAAAAAUAAUAAUAAUAAAUAUCCCUAAAUUGUC